Poecilia reticulata (guppy) is the source of this 4744-nucleotide messenger RNA. It is a transcript of the gene meis1b, whose product is annotated as Meis homeobox 1 b. Lineage: Eukaryota; Metazoa; Chordata; Actinopteri; Cyprinodontiformes; Poeciliidae. Gene Ontology annotation, molecular function: DNA binding. Gene Ontology annotation, biological process: regulation of DNA-templated transcription. The record is from RefSeq and is a predicted model, not a curated record.
UACUUCCGGGUUUCAGCAGUCUGGUCCAGAUCCUCCGCGCUCCUCCUCGGGGCUCGAGACGCACACAACAUCCCCAUUGUGCGCAAAACGGCCGAGGCGGCUCACGCAUGCACACGCACCCUGCGCACACUCUCCACCGGACGCGUUCGCGCACCAGCGCGCGCAGCAGCAUCGAUCGUGGCUCCUUUAAGAGAGCCCAAGCCAGAAUUAUCACCCCACCUCCUCUUGAUCUUCCUCUAGACGCUUUUGCAUAAGAAAAUCAAGCCGGGAGCCGAGAGUGAUCAAAGAAAACGAGAGGAGAGCUGCUUCGUUUUUUGAACGGUGAUUGUGAACCAUUAAGCGUUGAGGUGCUGCCGAUCCCGUGGAGACGCGCGUCGGAUCCAUCAUUCAUCCGCUACUUUUGACAAGCCCCCCUCGCGUUGUGACUGACAACUCGGAGUGGCAGAGAGAGAGAGAGAGAGAGAAGGGGAGAGAAGAAGAAAUAGAAGAAGGGGGGAAAAAAAAGCCAUGAGAGUGGACAGUUUUGCUUAAAGGGGGUUUGUUUUAUUUUCACCCUGCUUUUCGGGGGGAAAAAGGAACCCCGGCGCCGCUGCCGAGAGGACAGCCGAGGACGUGUAUCCGCCGCGCCCGGGCUGAACUUGCACUGAGAGCGAAGCGGGAGCUGGUUUCACCGCUCAGUGGACGAAGAAGAAGAAGAAGCAAAGAAGAGUGAAAGACGAACUCGGGAUUUUGUGCUGAGAGUUCUCCUCGUUUGUUUUGGAUUUUCCUUCUGUCUUCUUCUCUCUUUUUUUUUUUUUUUUUUUUACCCCCGCGUCCACCCUGGCCUCAGAGGGGAUUUACCCGAACUGAAAGGACGACCAGGGAGUGAGGAGGGUUAUGGCGCAACGGUACGAAGACUUGCCCCACUACGGGAUGGACGGGGUGGGCAUCCCGACCACCAUGUACGGAGACCCGCACGGCGCCCGCUCCAUGCAGGCGGUGCACCUCAACCACGGACCCCAGCUGCACUCCCACCAGUACCCGCACACCGCGCACACCAACUCCAUGCCUCCCAGCAUGGGCUCCUCCGUCAACGACGCUCUCAAGAGAGAUAAAGACGCCAUUUACGGGCACCCCCUGUUCCCCUUGCUUGCACUGAUUUUUGAGAAAUGUGAAUUAGCGACUUGCACCCCCAGAGAGCCCGGGGUGGCGGGAGGAGACGUCUGUUCGUCGGAAUCUUUCAAUGAAGACAUAGCGGUGUUUGCAAAGCAGAUUCGGGCAGAAAAGCCUCUGUUUUCAUCAAAUCCAGAGUUGGAUAAUCUGAUGAUUCAAGCCAUUCAAGUUUUACGAUUUCAUCUUCUGGAGCUGGAGAAGGUACACGAGCUGUGUGAUAAUUUCUGUCACCGGUACAUCAGCUGCUUGAAAGGCAAGAUGCCCAUCGACUUGGUCAUAGACGACAGAGAGGGGGGGUCCAAAUCAGACAACGAGGAAAUCACAAGAUCGGUGGCGUUGGACCAGACAUCCUGGAACAGAGACCACGACGACACGGCGUCCACGCGUUCCGGAGGCACGCCGGGACCGUCCAGCGGCGGACACACGUCUCACAGCGGGGACAACAGCAGCGAACAGGGUGACGGCCUGGACAACAGCGUGGCCUCGCCGAGCACGGGCGACGACGACGACCCGGACAAAGAGAAGAAACACAACAAGAAGAGAGGGAUUUUUCCCAAGGUGGCCACCAACAUCAUGAGAGCGUGGCUCUUCCAACACCUAACGCAUCCCUACCCCUCAGAAGAACAGAAGAAACAGCUGGCGCAGGACACAGGACUCACCAUCCUACAAGUGAACAACUGGUUCAUUAAUGCGCGGAGGAGAAUAGUGCAGCCCAUGAUCGACCAGUCAAACCGUGCAGUAAGUCAAGGAGCUCCCUACAAUCCAGAUGGCCAGCCAAUGGGUGGCUUCGUCAUGGACGGCCAGCAGCACAUGGGAAUCAGACCACCUGGGCCGAUGGGUGGAAUGGGCAUGAACAUGGGCAUGGAAGGUCAGUGGCACUACAUGUAGCCCUACCCGAGUCUGACCAAUCACAACGCAAUGGGGGAUAGCUGGAGGGAAAUCGUGUGUCUCCCAGAGGCCCGUGGCGCUAAGGAACGGCACACCUCGACUUCCCGACGCCAGUAACCAACGAAAACAAGACUCCGGACUCAGCGACCGUUUCAUCUGGCCGACGCCCGUCACCUGGACGUCUGCCAUGGCUGCCUCUAAUCUCUUUCCACCAGAAUCGAACUGAGCUGCGUUGAUCAAAAUUCGGCCAAGUGCAGGAAGACCUGACUCCUGAAAGAAUACCGCUUCUUCUUCUUCUUCUUGUUCUCUGGUUGGCACAAGACUUCAGUCCCUUUGCUGCUGCCCAGUCGCCCCACGCGGAUUCCUCCAUCAAAGUGAUUGUGAUUGACUCUUUUCGGGCGAUUUGCCUGUACCUCCGGCGAAUGUGGUACCCAGUUGAUCUAUUUUCGACUCUUGAGGACAAAUGUUAAAAGACUUCUUUUUAUGAGGAGCGCUCUACUCUUUGGGACGGAGGAUGUGGACCAAAGAGAAGCCAAUGUCUGUAAAGGACAGGAGGAGGUGCCCUUUAAAAAAAAAUACAGUGGAUUAAGACCUGGAUGGAGAGAUGGCAAGAGUGAUGAAAUUAAAAAGUAUAAAACUAUAUCAAGCCCUAGUUUGGGAAGUGAGUUGAGAAAGAAAAUAUACUGUAUACUGUUGUAAAAUUACGCUGGACUCUCACAAGAACUGGGAAACUAAGUAUUGUAAAUGCUAUUGUAUUGUUCUGCAUAUUAUGUUGUUUCUAAUAGAUUUUUUAAAAAAGGAUGUGAACUUUUUUCUCUUUUUUUCUGGUUUCUUUACGGAUUCUCUUAUCUGUGGGUGUGCGUGUGUGAGCGUGUGUGUGUGUGUGUGUGUGUGUGUGUGUGUGUGUGUGUGUGUGUGUGUGGGCACGCACCGUCCCAACCUCCAGUUCCAUUGAACUACGUUGCAUUUUUUCUUUUCUUUUGGAAAACAAAGUAAAAUCCGAUGUCCGCACUUUCUCACAGCCUUUGUGGAAUAUCGGAAAGGUCGACGAUCCAGGUGUUGGUUUUGUUCGGUUUUUUUUUUUUUUACCACUCCUCACAGCUUCCUCGCGGACAUACAAGAUGCAGAUGUUUCCGUCAGUUUGGCUGCACUAUUUUUUUGCCUCCAAUCUAUGCCACUUCUUCUGGUUUCAACCAGACGGACGAAGUUUCACCCACCAUCCCGUUUUCUACUACUUUCAUUUUAUACAAAUAGGAUGAGGAGAUCCUCUUAGUGUUGUCAUGGUGAUGCACUCUUAAGACAUUUUUCACAGUUGAUGGGGAAGUUGCAAGUAUGACCCAGAUGACAUGUUUUUUUUUUUUUUUUUUUCUCCAUCUGUAUCCGAUUGAACGUCUUUUCUAGGGUCUUAUCGGUGCGUUUAACGUCGCACGGCGGCGCACUCGCGUUCGCACGGCCAAUGGAUUUUCUCCCUCUCAUAAUUUGAUGCAGAUGCUUUGGGAAAACAACAUUUAUGCCACGGUCCACUCUUGUUUUUUUCUUUUAUUUUUGACUAGGUUGGUAUAAUGCUGAUCAACAGACAGGAGAGAAUGUAAUAGUAACACUCUAAAAACUGCUGGGUUAAAAACAGCCCAGUCUAGGUUAUUUUGCUAACCCUUUUCUGGGUCCAACAUUAAUCCGUUCUAAUGCACGCGUCUAAUUGUUUUCAAUAAAAAUGUCUCAGUGGAGAAAAAAUAACUAUGUGCAUUCCAACAUUUUUGGCUAGCUGAUUUUUUUUCUACUGGGUGUUUUAUGCUGAAGGUAAAAAUUAUCGUACAUAAAAGUCAGAAGCAUCAAAACAUCACCUGCUAUAUAUGAGACUAUAACAUAUAUAGACUUAACAGUGAUUCUAAGUUCUUUAUCUUUAUAUAUAAACCAUUAUUGAGGUUUAAAAUUGACAAUUACCUGGAAUAAUAAAGACUUAAUAUUUAAGCUAACAUGUAUUAUUUUCAGUUCACUACUGCAGUAAAAUAUAAAUGUAAAAAAAAAUUAUCUUUAGAAGUUUUAUUGACAAAACUUGAAUUUGGAUGAGAAAAGUUAUACUUAGUAUACUUUACAACCAAUUGUUUAACUAGCUAGUCUUGCACUAGCUAGCAAUAGCUACCUAGCAUGUAAAAGGCCAAUGUUGUUUUAAGUAAAAAAAAAAGAAAAGGUUUUCUAGUGUGAACUAAAGUUCAUAACACAAUUAUUGUUCCUAUUCAGCAACAUUUUAACCGUUUAAUUUCUUUCUUCAUCUUGUUUGAAGAGGAUUGUUGAAGUCCGAUCAAUCUGAUGCAUUCAAAAUGGCGACUGUUGAAGAAUGAUGAGGCUCCUUUUAGUCUCUUAACUCAUCAAACUGGGUCCUGAGUUUUGACUAAAUCUGCAGCUACAACUACCUAACAUCUGUCCCAAUAGCAUAGGGCUAAAAUAAAAGCCCAGCAGUUUUUAUGUGUGCUGCAUGUGUGGAACAGUAUUGAUGUGACUGGGAACAUGUGUGUGUUGUAGAGAGAGUGUGUAUGUGUGAGUGUGUGUUAUCAAUGCUUCCACUAUCCAUUGCUUCAGACAUGUAUGAUGCACAUCUUUUAAAAUUCCUUUGAAGACAAAGUCAUGAGUCGUAUGCUUUUACUUUGAAGGGUAUAUGUGUACAUGUGUGUUGUAAAUAAAUACUUUUCUUCAAAUAACACAACUU